AUGGGGGUCCACGGGGACUACCUCCGGGGCGCGAGCCGCAUGGCUGGGGUGGGCGCGCUCACGGGGGCGCUGGCCGGGGCCUGGGGCUCCAGCCGCGCCGGCCAGCGGGGCGCGCCGCGGGGGCAGCGGACGCAGCGGGGGCUGUUCGGCAUGGCGGCGGGCGGCACGCCGCUCAACAUGCUCGUCAGCCAGCAGAAGAAGAUCAGCUGCGGUCGCCUGUGCACCAUCUCGCUCGGACUGUUCACACUGCUGGUCGGUGUGAUCCUGUCCUCUGUCCCCUGGCUGGACUACAUGAUUAUGAAGGACCUCAAGCUCCGGAAUGACACCAUGUCGUACUACUACUGGCAGAAGCCCGGCGUGGUCCGCCUCACCAAGGUGUACAUCUUCAACGUGACCAACCCCGACGGCGUGCUGCGGCGGGGCGAGCGGCCGCGCCUGCAGGAGGUCGGGCCCUACGUCUACAAGGAGGAGAUGGAGAAAGUGAACGUCAAGUUCCACGACAACGACACCGUCACGUUCCAGCACCGGAAGAUCCUGCACUUCGUGCCGGAGCUGUCCAAGAGCAUGACCGAGAGGAUAUGCGUGCCCAACAUUCCGCUGCUGACGCUGGCCACGCAGAGCAGGCACAUGCCGUGGGGGGUGCAGGCGGCCAUGUCCGUCCUGGUGCGCGGCAUGGACAACUUCGUGACGGUGACGCCCGAGCAGUUCCUCUUCGGCUACGACGACGCCCUCGUCACCCUGGCCAACAUCGCCAACACCCUGCUGCACAUCAACUGGCCCGCGCCCCGGAUCAUGUCGCUGCUCAAGGGGCGCAACGGCACCCUGCCCGAGGUGCACACCAUGUACACGGGCCACGACUCCAGAGCCAGGAUGGGCCUGCUGGACAGACUCAACGGGCUGGACCACCUGCCGUUCUGGUCCGAGCCCCCGUGCAACUCCAUCAAAGCCUCCGAGGGUUCGUUCUUUCCGCCACGAGACAUCACUCACGAGGACUUGGUGGCCAUCUACGACAAGGACCUGUGUCGCGCCUUCCCGCUGCAGUACCGCCGCCUGGUGGACAAGGACGGCAUCAGCGCGGGCUACUACACGCCGCCAGACUCCAUCUUCGCGCCCUCGGAGGCCUUCCCGGACAACAAGUGCUUUUGUCCGCCAGGGGAGAGCCCCACCGCGCCCUGCGAGCUCAAGGGGCUGCAGAACAUCAGCCCGUGUCACUACGACGCACCCGUCUUCGUCUCGUUCCCGCACUUCUUCAACGCCGACAACUCGCUGCUGGAGGCUGUCGAGGGCAUGACGCCGAACCGAGACCGCCACGAGACGUUCUUCAAAAUCCAGCCGAAACUCGGCGUCACCAUGGAGGCCAAAGUGCGGAUCCAGCUCAACCUCAAAGUGGACCAUGCUCCGUACAUUUACUCGGUACACACGUUCCCCGAAAUCGUCUUCCCCAUCAUUUGGCUCGAAGAGGGCGUGGACGAGCUGACUCCAGAGAUCCACCGGUGGGUGUACAUCGCCACGACGGCGGCCGACUUCAUCAUCCCGUCCGUCGAGUACUCCUUCAUCGUGGUGGGCGCGCUGACGCUGGCCGCCGUGUUCGUGCGCACUUACAAGGGCGUCGUGUUCACGGCGGAGAACCUGGAGCGCGGCAUGGAGGAGCUCCGGACGGGCAGCCAUCUCAUCAUCAACGCCGCGUCGCACGCCGCGCACGCCGCCACGCACCCGUCGCACGCGCGGCACAAGGACCGCGAGCACCGCGAGCAGCAGUACCACCUGCUGAGGAGCACGUCGUCCACGUCGGCCGCCUCCACCACGGCGUCGUCGUCGAGCACCGCCACCGCCUCCACGCCGCUGCCGUCCGAUACGAGCGACCAGGUCGACCUGGCCGCCGAGACGGACCCCAUGGUCGUCCACGUCCUCAGUUCGUCCCCCAGCCAGGCGCGAGCCGUGUGAAUGGACUAAUGGUCGCCCCUUCCCCGCGACCACCAGGCCGGCCCGCGGGGCCCAAGGACAUUCGCCUGGUGGACAUUCGCCCUUCGAGAGUGCGGCGAGCAGGGCUAAGCAGGGCCUGCUUUUUGUUGCGAUUGCCUGCCGCCUCGCCGCCUCGCCCUCGCCGUCGCGGCGAACCCCUUCCAUUCUAGUCGACCAAGUCGCGGACCGCCGAGGCCCCGCCCC
Messenger RNA from Thrips palmi, 2166 nucleotides. RefSeq names its product scavenger receptor class B member 1-like. The transcript is spliced from 10 exons. NCBI's taxonomy places the organism in Eukaryota, Metazoa, Arthropoda, Insecta, Thysanoptera, Thripidae. The coding region runs from base 1 to 1944 and encodes 647 amino acids. The record is from RefSeq and is a predicted model, not a curated record. Gene Ontology annotation, cellular component: cytoplasm; membrane. Gene Ontology annotation, molecular function: scavenger receptor activity.